Rhodotorula toruloides NP11 is the source of this 1038-nucleotide messenger RNA. RefSeq names its product Trp repressor binding protein. The record is from RefSeq and is a predicted model, not a curated record. Gene Ontology annotation, molecular function: FMN binding; NAD(P)H dehydrogenase (quinone) activity. NCBI's taxonomy places the organism in Eukaryota, Fungi, Basidiomycota, Microbotryomycetes, Sporidiobolales, Sporidiobolaceae. Bases 1 to 1038 code for a protein of 345 amino acids. The transcript has 9 exons.
AUGGUUGCCAAGAUUGCUGUCAUCUUUUACUCGACCUACGGUCACGUUCGCACCCUCGCUGAGGCCAUCGCGGCCGAGGCCAAGACCACCGGCGUCGAGGUCGACCUCCUUCAGUUCCCUGAAAUCCUCACGGAGGAGAUCCGCGGCAAAAUGCACGCUGCUCCCCGCGGCGACUACCCCGACGUCAAGCCCGACGACCUCACCCGCUACGACGGCUUCCUCAUGGGCUUCCCGACCCGUUACGGACGCGCGCCCGCCGCCGUCUCGGCCUUCUUCGACGCGACCGGCGGCCUCUGGGCCAAGGGCGCCUUGAUCGGCAAGUUUGCGUCGGUCUUCACCUCGACUGCGUCGCAGCACGGUGGCCAGGAGACCACCGCCCUCACGACCGUCCCCUUCUUCGCCCACCACGGCAUCACCUUCGUUUCGCCCGGCUACGCCGCGGCCGACUUGACCGACAUCAACGAGAUUGUCGGCGGUUCGGCCUAUGGCGCCGCCGGUAUCGCGUGUGGUGACGGCUCGCGCGGCAUCUCGGAGAAGGAGCUCAACAUCGCUCGGAACCAGGCGACGUACUUUGCCAACACGGUCAAGACGUUCGUUGCGGGCAAGACUGCUCUCGAAAAGCAUGCCGCCGGCCUCACCGCGACUGAGGGCGCUGCAGCAGCCACGACCGGCGCCGCCGCCGCAGGUGCCGCUAGCACCACGACCUCGACCGCCGCUCACCCCGAAGAGGGCGCGCCUGCGCUCGGAAAGGCCAUUCCUACCGAGUCUGCCACUCCCUACACCGUCGACGAGUCGACCCCCGCCGCGACCAAGACGCCCAAGGAGAACGACGCGACGUCCGAGCCUGCCGCAACUACUCCCGCUACGGCUGCUGAGCACACUCCCGCACCGGCGCAGAAGGAGACGACCCCUGCGCCCGCGGCCGCUGCCACGCCGGCUCCCGCGGCUACGGCGACGACGACGCCCGCUCAGCAGAAGAAGAAGGGCGGCAUCUUUGCGAUGUGCUGCGGCGGUAACUCGAGCAACUACGAGUCGUAG